Rhinocladiella mackenziei CBS 650.93 is the source of this 1083-nucleotide messenger RNA. RefSeq lists its product as uncharacterized. Gene Ontology annotation, molecular function: tRNA binding. The record is from RefSeq and is a predicted model, not a curated record. Gene Ontology annotation, cellular component: nucleus; elongator holoenzyme complex; cytosol. Bases 1 to 1083 code for a protein of 360 amino acids. Lineage: Eukaryota; Fungi; Ascomycota; Eurotiomycetes; Chaetothyriales; Herpotrichiellaceae. The transcript is spliced from 2 exons. Gene Ontology annotation, biological process: tRNA wobble uridine modification.
AUGUCACACACGAACCUCUCACACCGCCGAACACAUAAUCUCCUCUUAAUCUCCAAGCUCUUAAGCCAGCGCGACCAUGCCUCGCCCUUCACAUUAGUCCUCGACACGUUGGAACAGCCCGGCAAACCGCUGCUGCGUGAAUACUUGCGGCGAGCCCGGCUGGGGCGGACAAGCACGAUAUUCCUGUCAUUCGAGACGUUUGUAAAGGCGAAGGACGCGAACUUUUUCAUCAAGUGCUACGAUGAUGGGAGACCAGUGGAGAGAAUUGCUAGAGAAGUACGGGAUGUGGUGGAGCAUGCGAAUAGCAACAGAUUCUUGAUCAUCAUCGACUCACUUUCAACGAUUGCUUCGAAGUCAACUGACCCAGCGUUGAAUUUGAAUCUUACAGCAUUUCUGUCGUCAUUACUACAGCCGCCACAGACCAAAGAUCCUGAGCAAGGGCAGCCUCAGAUUUCCUUGGUCGCGGUGUACCACACCGAUGUUCCCCUUCCAUACUCGUCAUCGUCAUCAGCUUCUGCACAUUCAUAUUCUCCCUCGCCGCUAUCUCUGCUCUCGUACCUUGCCACCACGAUAAUCACCGUCCACUCCCUCCCAAUUCUCCUUGCUGCGAAGUCAGCACGUGCAAAAUCGCGGGUAGCGCCUGUUUUCGGCCUGGCGGAAGAAGUUGAGGGUGUAGUGAUUGGCUUGAAACCCAAAAGUGCGACGUUGAGGCCGGAGGAGCGGGGCAUUGUGCUGGAGCUGGAACAUCGGAGGAAGAGCGGAAGAGGGGUGUUGGAAUGGUAUUUCCUGCCGACUGCAACCAGGAUGCAGCAGGGCGGUGGCCCUCAGGCGUUUCGCGAGAUUGUCACUUUGCUAGAUGACCACCCUCAAUUCCGCAGGCCAAAGGAGCAGGAAAGCUCCGGGCAGGACUUGUCUGGAAUGACUUUCGAGCUUGGGUUGACAGAUCGACAAAGACUGGAGCGGGAGGGAGUGGUGUUGCCUUAUUUCGACGCCCAGAAGGCCGGCGGAGGAGGCGAAGGCGGUAGGAUUUUGUAUGACAUGGGCGUUGAGGAUGAUUUUGACGAAGAGGAGGACGAGAUAUGA